AUGUGGCUUCGAGCUUCACAAAAGGGCAUAGAAUUCCUUGUGACAUUCAAAAACGGGAAUAAGGUGUCAAAAACAGAGCCUGAAUUCAUUAACAUAGGGGAUAGUGGCUAUAGUUUGACAAUCAAAAGCUUUCAGAAGAAAAGAGACAGUGGUAGCUACAACUGUGCUACAUACAAUGCCAACACACUGACCUUUGGAAAUGCUCAGCGCCUUGAAGGAAUACCAGAAAAAAAUCCAACAAAAAAGCCUGAGACCCGUGCGCCAACCACCUGCAAGCCCUCUACUGUUGCUGCUGUUAGUACUACUCCUGCGCCAUGUGUGUGCCCUGAAGGGUCCAAGCGUGAAGAGAAGAGGUGCGAGCUGCUGAUCUGGGCUCCGCUAGCUGGGGGCUGCGGCCUUCUCCUGAUACUCCUCAUCACCGUCUCCAUCAUCUGCAACCAGGUCCGCACCAGGCGAUGCCCUCAUCAUUACAAAAGACAACCCAGGACUGCAGGAGGGAUGUCGCAUCCCGGGGCCGCUCGUUAUGUUUAACAGGUGCCAUUGUACGAUGCAGAUGCAACGGGUCUGGCCGAACCCCCCUGAUCUAUUUGGAAGCAGGUGCAAGUGCUUUUCACAUCACAUGCAUGGCUCUGCUUCUGCUUGGGCACAUGCAUACACACCUUUAUCUUUUGUGAAGCUCUUAUUUGCAAGUCUGUAGAUAUGCUAGGUACAUUUUGCUUUGAUGGGCCUGUGUGGCAGCUCAAAAACAAAAACAAUCACUUUUCAUCAUGACAUUAUUGCACACAUGCACAUUGCACACUUGUGAUGGGUAAAACACGGUCUUUUUUGUGCAUUUCGUUCAGGCAAUAUAUUUUUUUUCCAUUGCUACAAUAAAGAAAAAAAAAUGUGCAGCAGCUGCCCAUUAGCCAACCUAAAUGAUGUACUGCUUGACAAUAUUUUU
Molecule: messenger RNA, 940 nt
Organism: Engraulis encrasicolus (European anchovy)
Lineage: Eukaryota; Metazoa; Chordata; Actinopteri; Clupeiformes; Engraulidae
Gene: cd8a
Product: CD8a molecule
Exons: 6
Coding region: 1-531 (176 amino acids)
Source: RefSeq, a predicted model, not a curated record